AUGGCCGUGUUUUUCUUGCCGCGGAUCAUUAGGACGAUUAGGGUUCCUACGGAAAGGGGGAAACAGAUUAGCACCGGAGACAGAUUACUUGACAUAUUGUGUGAUGUAUGCGGUGACCGUAGUUCCGGAAAACACUACGGCAUCUACAGCUGCGACGGUUGUUCGGGAUUUUUCAAGCGAAGUAUACACAGCAAUCGAGAAUAUAUUUGCAAGGCCCAGGGUGCUAAGAAAGGACGUUGUCCAAUUGACAAAACCCAUAGGAAUCAAUGCCGUGCUUGUCGUCUCGCUAAGUGUUUCGAAGCUAACAUGAACAAGGACGCAGUACAACAUGAGCGCGGACCGAGGAAACCGAAACCUCAUGCGAUUAUCUCGUCGGAGAAGCAACAUCAGCAACAGUCGCCGAUUGUCACGCAGUUGUCUUCCCAUUCCACAACCCCGGUGCGCAAUGAUCGAUUAAGACCAGCACUCGCUCCACCGUAUGUCCUCUCGCCGCACAGGUGUUAAGGUGACGACCAAAGAUUCACGCCUUAUCCACGACCGAUGGCGCUGGUACAGAAACCGCCGGAGGAAUCACCAUCCCCCGUACCGCUGAUCCUACCGCACCCUCGCACGACCACGACCCUCUAUCAGGCGGCCACGACCGUCUCCCUAGCGCCGCAGCCUCCCCUUCUGCAGAUACUAAUGUCUGCCGAGGAAUGUCAGGAACUGGUUUGGAACGCGCGAUUACAACCUACGGCGGAAUAUCCGAUAGAGCAGAUGGAAACGGAGACAAGUCGGAGCCCGACGGGUACCGUGCAGAGUUUCAGUCCGACCUGGGAGAUGCUGCAGGAGACAACAGCCCGACUGCUCUUUAUGGCUGUCAGGUGGGUGCGUUGUCUGCCGCCUUUUCAAACGAUAUCGAAGGACGAUCAGCUGCUGUUGCUGGAACGAUCCUGGACGCAAUUGUUCCUCCUGCAUUUGGCGCAAUGGUCCGUCUCAUGGGAUAUCACGGCGCUUCUCGAGGACGAGCAAGUGCGCAGCAGACUACCCACGGACGAUAACCCGACAAACCAGGAGCUCGUCCUUAUUCAGGCUAUAAUAUGCCGAUUCAGACAAUUGUCUCCUGAUUUCGGCGAGUGUGGCUGCAUGAAGGCAGUGGCUUUGUUUACGCCAGAGACAGUUGGCUUGCACGCGGUCCAGCCUAUUGAGAUACUGCAAGAUCAGGCCCAACGUAUUUUAGUGGAUUACACAAGGUCACGAUAUCCGCAACAACCCGGAAGAAUCGGCAGGUUGAUGAUUCUAGUCGGCUACUUGAGGUGCGUUUCUUCCAAGACCGUCGAACGUCUGUUCUUUCAUGAAACCAUCGGGGAAAUACCAAUCUCACGCUUGCUAGUCGACAUGUACCAAAUGGAGAAGUACAUCAACUGAAGCGCAUUUGCAUUUUGCAUAUCGUACAUAUAUCUAUACGCAUCAUAAAUGUGUGUCAGGACCAGCGAGCUCGCAGCUUCCCAAAACUCUUCACAUGUAAAGACGUCACAGAAAACAAGAUAACAGAAAAGUUUUUGAAUUCCAUAGCGGCUCCCACCUUUCCUUUCUGUCGGCGAUUCUUGCCCUUGCGAUUAUGUAGCAUAUCCGAUGUGGAAGGUGAUUCUUUAUUAUUUUAUCAAAUUCAUCAUACAUGAAAUUUCUAUAACAAUACUGUUACGGAAUUAAUAAUUCCUUAUGUCGGUUACUUUUAUAGAGUACUAACCGUAAAAUGUCUAGUCUUUCUGUCGAUUUUUGAUUUUAAUCGUUUUUAAUUUUUUCUACUUUAAAUACUAUAAUUAAAAUAAAAUUAUACACACACAUACGCACACGCGCGCAUUCCUAUGAAGAUAUAGUUGUAAUUAACAUUAUACUUAAUUUUUGUUAAUAUUUUUAUUUCAAUAUACGUAAACAUCAAAAACAUACAUAAGUAAUUGUUUUUUUUUUAUUAUACAUAUUAUUUUCAUAUUAACAAAAAUACGAUGGCCAAUUAUGAAUAAAAUCUGGAUAAUGGUUAAUACAUAUUCGCUUCUAAUGGCGUUCUUUACUUAGCAGAGUAUUGGCUAUUAUCCACUAUUCGUGCCAUUGUAUUUCUAAUUAAAUCGAAAUUAAAUACAUUACAUUUACGUCAUCGUUUGUGCAUGAUAACUUUUCUUUAAUAAGAGCGACAGAUUAAAAUCAUAAAGUACAUAAAGUACCAAAUUCAUAUAUUCCAAUGAAUACAAAAUCUAAGAAGAAGUAAUAUGAAGAAAUUUCAUGCGCUUUUCAUUGCUUAUUUCAACUUCAUUGAUCAAUAUAGAUCGCAGAAAUUUUAAUGAAGCAGAAAAAUUGACAUUUAUUUUCUGUAUUAUUUAAGUCCUUGUUCGUAUUUCUAUGCUUUUGUAAAAUAGUAAUAAUCUCUUAUUAUACGAAACUCUGCGUUUUAUUUGGAAUAAUAAAACUGUUUUUCUAACAAUACGUUUUUAGAAUAUUUAAAAUACUAAACGGAGUACAACCAAUUGUAAAACAGUUUUGAAAAUUGUGCUCGAAAAAAAUAUUCGAGUAUCUGUAAUAUAUUAUAUGUCCCUCUCUGUGAUCUCCCUUAAAUAAAGAAUUAUUAUAUCAAUUCGAUUUGUUAAAUAAUGAUGCGUGGAAUAUCGUAUAUGUAUUGCAUUAGCGUAAAGAUAAAUUGUAUGGUAAAUAUAACGUAGGCAAUGCAAAUGUUGCAAUAUAACUACUAUAAUAUAAUUGUAAAAAGCGUAGUAUAAUAAUGGUGCUCUAAUUUUUUUAUGUCAUUGCUUUGACAAUAGAUAACAUUUAUUUAUAAGGUUUUAUUCGAGUGCAAUGCAGAAUUCUUUUAUCACGAAUUGAUGGUAUCGAACAAAACGGGACGAAAUAUAUCGUAAAAUGAAAUAAUAGUCAA
Messenger RNA from Pogonomyrmex barbatus (red harvester ant), 2905 nucleotides. RefSeq names its product protein dissatisfaction. Gene Ontology annotation, molecular function: DNA-binding transcription factor activity; sequence-specific DNA binding; zinc ion binding. NCBI's taxonomy places the organism in Eukaryota, Metazoa, Arthropoda, Insecta, Hymenoptera, Formicidae. The record is from RefSeq and is a predicted model, not a curated record. Gene Ontology annotation, biological process: regulation of DNA-templated transcription.